CCGCGGUGACCGCGGUGUGCACGGAUCUUCCGUUUCGAAAGAGUUGUGAAAAGGUUAUCCGGAGGCGCGACAACGAUGCUGGCACGUCGACUUCUGUGCAGGAGGCAAUUGUGGCAUGCCUCGUGCGUCUGCACGCCGGUCCGGCACACGCAGAGCCAGCACGUCGGCCAGCAUGCCCUGGACACGAUUAACCUCGAAACGCGGCUGCCGGCCCCGCUCAAGAAGGAGCCGCAACGCAAGCCGUUCGCCAAGAAUCUGUUCCUCGCCGCGUUCGAUCACGAGUUCCUGUACUACCCGGAGCCGCAGACCAAGGACAGGCAUACGCGUUUCUUCGAGUGGGUCCAGCCGAUCGAGAAGUACAUGUCGGAGUGUCUGGACGAUCCGGAGGGCGUCCGGCGGGAGGACAUUCUGUCUCACCUGCGUGAACUGGGCGUCUUUCGGGCGUGCGUGGACGAGCAGUAUCUCGGCCUGGGCCUGAACCACUCGGAGUCGGCCAAGCUGGUGGAGGUGCUCAGCUUAUUCCCCUGGCUGGGGUGCUACAUUGUCAAGAAUCACAUCGUGCCCGUCCAGAUCAUCUCCACGCUGGGCUCGGCCGAGCAGAAGGCCAAGUACCUGCCGAGGAUAGCGACCGGCGAGCUCGUUCCCACGGUGUGCUUCACCGAGCCCGGAAGCGGAGUGAACAUGCACAACCUCAGCAGCACGGCCGUCCAGUCGGACUGCAGCACGUACUGGACGCUGAACGGCGAGAAGGCGUUCGUGGUCAACGGGCACGACGCCAAUCUGUUCGUCGUCCUGACCCACACCGGCCAUCCCCACGCGAUCGCCAAGACGCAGAGCUCUCUGUGCGUGUUUCUGGUGGAGCGCGACUUCGGCGGCGUCACGAGCGAGGUCAAGAGUCUGGUCGGGCUGCGAGACAGUCCGGUCAGCACGGUUAUUUUUCAGGACACCAAAGUACCGUGGGAGAACCUCUUGGGUGACGCGAAGUCCGGAAUGAGUAUACUGAUAGACGUGCUCGCUCCCGGGAAUAGAAACCUCGCCCCGCAGGCGGUCGGCGCGUUGAAGGCUUUCACGAGGGUACUGACGAGGCACGUGUUGCAGAGGAAGCAUCUGGAUCAAAACAUGCACGAGUGCGAGAGCGUUCAGGAGGUGAUCGGUAAGAUGGCGAGUUCCCUGUACGGCAUGGAGAGCAUGCUGUACUACACCGCCGGCAUGAUGGACACGUUCGAGAAUCAGGAUUGCGCGCUCGAGAAGGCCAUGGCGGAGGCGUACUGCACCAGCGAGUGCGUCGCGCACAUUUACGAGGGGCUGCAGCUCAUCGGGGCGCAGAGUUACCUGAGGGACAGUCCGUAUAUACAAACCCUGGAAGACGCGCUGUCGUACACCCUGUUCGACGGCAGCAGCUUCGACUCGAACACGUACAUAGCUCUACUUGGCCUGCAGCACACGGGCAAGAAUCUGCGCGAUCACAUAUUCAAGCUGCGGAAUCCCUUCAAUUUUCCCGAGUACAUAUUCAAGUGGAUGAUGGGCAACGACUAUCGACUGUCGCUUAAACUCGCCGAGCACGUGCACCCGUCCUUGGCAACAGGUAGCACACAACUGGAGAAGUGCAUCACCAGGCUCAAGACCGUCUCGGUGCUGUUGCUGGAACGCCACUCCAGGAAUGUGCCUGAGCGGCAAAUGGAGCUGCGUCGACUCGGCGAAAUGGCGACGAGAACGUUCGCGCUGACCACCGUUCUCUCGCGCGCCUCCCGGGCGUACUGCAUCGGCAUGAGGAACCACGAUCACGAUCGGCAUCUGGCCGACAGCUUCGCGAUUCUCUGCAUAGACAGGGUGCAGGUUCUCGCCGACGAGAUCGCGGCAGGGGAGUGGAACAACGGCGACAAGUUCAACAAGACCGUCGCCGAAGUUAUGUACAGCAAAAAGGAUUAUUUCGCCGAACAUCCGUUGAAUAGAACCUACUAAACUAAAUUCGACGGAUUCGGUUGAACUUUAUACGUGUGCGUAUACAAUAGACAGAAGAGACAUGAAAAGAGUUGCUCUUGAAACACAUUUGCUUAAUUUGACCAAUGUAUUUAAAUCGCGUAAGCAACCUCGAUAUGUAGCUGGUCUCACGUUUCGAAUCUGUAUCUCACCUGUAAAUUAUUUCUAAACUAUUUUUUUUUUUUUUAAUGUACAAUUAAGGUAGUCGUUGUAAGUAAACUGUAAAAAUGUAUAAUAUAUCUGAAUUAACUCCGAGAA
This is a messenger RNA of Wasmannia auropunctata (little fire ant), 2238 nucleotides long. RefSeq names its product acyl-CoA dehydrogenase family member 9, mitochondrial. The record is from RefSeq and is a predicted model, not a curated record. The transcript has a single exon. Bases 76 to 1962 code for a protein of 628 amino acids. Gene Ontology annotation, molecular function: flavin adenine dinucleotide binding; acyl-CoA dehydrogenase activity. NCBI's taxonomy places the organism in Eukaryota, Metazoa, Arthropoda, Insecta, Hymenoptera, Formicidae.